UUCAUCUCAGCCCAUCACUUGACGCUGACGUCUCUCCUCUCUCCUCUCUCCCAUGAACGACCAAAUGAGGAAAUCACACGCGCACAUAUACACAGACGGGGGAGAGGGAGAGAAGGCAGAGAAAAGAUGAUGUCAGGCAAAUACACAAGCAUAGAUAACCAAAAGGUCUCAGGAUCUGUACCCUCUGUGCCAGAUCCAGGCCACCUCACCGUCCAAUUCGCUGAUUCCACUCUUCAGACGUUUCCUCCACCCGAAGCGCAAGGGAAGAUCUCUGGUGGUUCUCGCCCUCCUCGAGAUGCUGACGAUACAUUCUCAAAACCUGUAUCUGGUUCUGAUGAACCCCAGCAGAGUGGUUGGUUUCGGACAUUCACGGUUGCUUCUUACAAGCCAUACUUUGAUGUUGACACUUCAGAUGUUUUAGAGAGGAUUAAAGAUUCACUCUUUCCAUUUAGGGGAACCUUUAAUGAAAAAACUGCUAGCAAUCCAGAUUUGUACGGACCAUUUUGGAUAUGCACGACCCUAAUAUUUGUAGCAGCUUCCAUUGGCACUUUUGUAACCUACGUAGCACACAAGCUGAAGAAAAAAGAAUGGGACUAUGACAUAAAUUUGGUGACUUGGUCUGCUGGAUUGUUCUAUGGCUUUGUCACUAUUGUCCCUCUUGGAUUGUAUGUAAUCCUCAAAUACUUCUCCGCUCCAUCUGGCCUUGUUCAGCUGUUUUGUCUCUAUGGCUACUCCCUAUUUGUCUUUAUUCCUGCUCUGUGCCUCUCUGUUGUGCCGUUGGAAAUCUUCAGAUGGGUUGUUGCAGGUGUAGCUGGGUUCAUGUCAGCUACAUUUGUGGCACUUAACCUCCGAGCCCACAUUAAGUCAGCUGGUGAAAGGUGGUUCUUCAUUGUGGCUGCCAUCUUUCUAUUGCAGCUGGCUCUGGCUGUCGUACUAAAGAUGUACCUCUUCACUGUAACAGUAUAAGAUGAUCCCUGGCGGCAUGAACCAAUUCUCCUUUUUAGCUUUCUAUUACCACAAUUCUGAGCAGAACCCGUUAUCCCUAUUCAAUGUAUUCACAAUUCAUUCAUUUCUGGUAACAAAAAUUCAUCACUAUGAUGAUGCCUUUUCUACCGAACUGGAUUGAGAGGUAACAAAUGAAGGGCAAAAAGUAGGUUAGUGGGUGAGCAACCCUUUUAGGCGUGUUUUUUAAUAUGAUUCUAAGUUCUUCUAUAAUUUUGCAUUUCUUAUAUCGUUUGUUGAUAAAUGGCUAAGGCUCUUACUGUUUUACUUUGUUAUUUUAUAGAUUAUGUAUUUGUGUUUUAA
Molecule: messenger RNA, 1305 nt
Organism: Alnus glutinosa
Lineage: Eukaryota; Viridiplantae; Streptophyta; Magnoliopsida; Fagales; Betulaceae
Exons: 6
Coding region: 127-966 (279 amino acids)
Biological process (GO): vesicle-mediated transport
Cellular component (GO): Golgi apparatus; membrane
Molecular function (GO): small GTPase binding
Source: RefSeq, a predicted model, not a curated record